Molecule: messenger RNA, 1467 nt
Organism: Aspergillus calidoustus
Lineage: Eukaryota; Fungi; Ascomycota; Eurotiomycetes; Eurotiales; Aspergillaceae
Source: the annotation of a GenBank genome assembly
AUGCUGCACAACGAUGGCCAGCAGUUGACCCUGGAAAAGUCGCCCUCUCACGUCAAUGAAACGGUAAAUCUCAAUGGCUUAGCGACGCCCGAGGCUGUUCCCGAGGAAUGGACGCAACUCGAGGCAAGGAUUCGCCGAAAGACUGAUCUUCGCCUGUGCUCUAUUGCAGGGAUUCUGGCCGGCCUCAAUCUUCUUGAUUCUGGCAUACUCGCCUCUGCCUCAGUUACCACCCUAAACCAGGACCUAGAUUUACAGGGCCAAAGGUACUCUGUUUCGAUCUUCAUUUUCACGGUCAGCUCUAUCGUCUGCCAACUACCCUCAACCAUCGGCGUCAGAGUCUUCGGCCCGCGGUUAUGGCUAUCGGCAAUCACAAUAUGUUUCGGUCUGAUAACCCUGUGCACGGCAUUCGUCCAAACUUGGCGCCAACUGAUCGUCGUUCGCGUUCUCUUGGGCAUUGCCAUGUCCGGCAUCUACCCUGGUUUGACGUACCUCGUAAGCACAUGGUAUACCAGGAGGGAACAGCAACUGAGGUUCGCCCUCCUUCAGUCCUCUGAAGUUGCUGUACUUGCCACAGGGUACAUCGUCAAUUAUGGCCUCAAUCAGCUCCAUGGCCGAGCAGGUAUAGAGGGCUGGCGCUGGAUGUACCUCGUUCAAGGCAUCGUCACCUGCGUCAUAGGCGUACUCACCUACUGGUGGAUGGUCGACUUCCCAGAAAACGCCCGUAAAAGCUUCCAUUUUCUCACCGAGGCAGAGGCCAAGAUCGCCGCGCAGCGCAUCCAGGCUGAUCGCGGCGAUGUCGUUCUCGACUCCUUCUCCUGGCGUAAGAUCCUCAUCAACUUUGCAGACCCGAAGCUGUACGGCCUCGCCUGCAUGUACUUCCUCCUGAACCUGGUCUCAACCGCCCUCAAUUACUUCCUCCCGCAGAUUCUCGUCUCGGGCAUGGGCUUCUCUGCUAACGAGUCCAUCCUACUCUCUACCCCGCCUUACUACUACGCCAUUCUCCCCGUCCUCAUAACAUCCUAUCUCGGCGACACCUACCGCGUUCGGGGCCCUCUAAUAACAUUCAACGCACUAUGUCUCAUAGCCGGCUUUCUCAUGUUUGGGCUUCCCUCAUCAACCUCCGUCCCAGUACGCUACAUCGGCACAUUCCUCGCAACAGGUGCAUAUGUCUCUAACUGGGCUGCGCUGAACGCCUAUAUGGCGAAUAAUGUCGUCGGCCAGUGGAAGCGCGCGACGACCGCUGCGGCUGUGGCGGCGUGCAAUGGGCUGGGUUCGAUAGCCGGGAGUUAUAUUGUCCGCCAGCAGGAGGCGCCACAGUAUGAGACUGCAGUUUGGGUUUCUGUUGGGUCACACAUCCUCAUGAUCGGAAUCGUGUGUUUGUUCACGAUAGGUUUUUAUAUUCGGAACUCUCACCAGAAGCGCGGAGCUCUGCUUCAGAAUACGGCUGGAUUCCGGUAUACAUACUGA